UAAAUAGCUGGGGAGGCUCAAGAACAUAAGCAAUCCAUAGACAAACGUUGUAUUCGGACGUGUGUAAAACAACACAUACGCACCCAAAGACUCUCUCUUUCUAAGUUUCCUUCUUGUCCAAAAGAAAUCCCACCAACCCAUCUUCUUGGUUCUUCCAAAGUUCAUGAAUCUCUGACCCAUUUGUCGAAUCUCAAUCGCAUUUGGGUGAUAUCUUCCAGGAAAGUCUGAUAAAAAGCCUCUGCCUUUAACUUCUGCUGUUAAAGAUAGAGACUUUUUCUUCAAAGAGUUGGAUUUGCAGAUACCUUUGAGUUGGUCUUUCUUCAAGAUCGGUUAAAAGGUUGGUGGAGCUGAUGGAACAGAAGCACAUUUUCUUGUCUGCUCUGAGUGUUGGGGUUGGGGUUGGGGUGGGCCUGGGGUUGAGUUCUGGGCAGGCUGUGAGCAAAUGGGUAAACGGUAAUUGCUCGGUCGAUGAGGUUACGGCGGAGCAGAUUGAACAGGAGCUGAUGAGGCAGGUGCUGGAUGGCAGAGACAGCAAAGUUACAUUUGAGGAGUUUCCUUAUUACCUAAGAGAAAGAACUCGGAUGUUGUUAACAAGUGCUGCAUAUGUUCAUCUGAAACACUCUGACUUAUCCAAGCACACCCGGAACCUUUCACCUGCAAGUAGAGCUAUUUUGCUCUCAGGACCUGCUGAACUUUAUCAUCAAAUGCUCGCCAAGGCUUUAGCACAUUACUUUGAGUCAAAGUUGCUGUUGUUGGACAUUACUGACUUUUCUAUCAAGAUCCAGAGUAAAUAUGGGUGUGCCAAAAGAGAACCUUAUCUUAAGAGGUCUAUCUCAGAGGUGACAAUGGAGCGAAUGUCCAGUUUGCUUGGGUCUUUCUCAAUCCUCCCUUCAAGUGGGGACAGUAAAGGCACAUUAUGCCGUCAAAGCAGUACUACAGAUCUCAAAUCAAGGGGCGCUGAAGGGCCAAAUAAUUCAACGCUUCAAAGAAAUGCCUCCUCUGCAUCUGAUAUGAGUAGCUUCAGUUCCAAAUGUGCUCCCACAAGUUCAGCUCCUCUCAAACGCGUGACCAGCUGGUGUUUCGAUGAGAAACUUUUUCUACAGUCACUUUACAAGGUCUUAGCUUCCAUAUCAGAAACUGGUUCGAUCAUUUUAUACAUCAGGGACGUUGAGAAGCUUUUUCUCCAAUCACGGCGGUUAUAUAAUUUGUUCAAUAAAAUGUUGAAGAGACUUUCAGGGUCAGUGUUAGUACUUGGUUCCCGGAUGUUAGACGCUGAAGAUGAUUGCAAAGAAGUUGAUGAGAGGCUUGCUGGUUUGUUCCCAUACAAUAUUGAGAUCAGCCCCCCUGAAGAUGAGACUCAUCUUGUCAGCUGGAAAGCCCAACUGGAAGAGGACAUGAAGAUGAUCCAGUUCCACGAUAACAAAAACCACAUAGCUGAGGUACUUGCAUCAAAUGAUCUUGAGUGUGAUGAUCUAGGUUCCAUCUGCCAUGCAGACACAAUGUUCCUCAGCAACUACAUAGAAGAAAUCGUUGUAUCAGCGAUAUCUUAUCAUUUGAUGCAAAACAAGGAUCCAGAAUAUAGAAAUGGAAAGCUUGUUAUAUCAUCGACAAGUUUGUCCCAUGGAUUGAGUAUAUUCCAGGAGGGAAAAAGUGGCGGGAAAGAUUCUCUGAAACUGGAGACCAAUGCUGAUUCCAAUAAGGAAACUGAAGGGGAAGAGGCUGUCGGUGCAAAGACUGAAACUGCAGCACCUGAAAACAAAGGUGAAGCAGAGAAAUCUGGUCCUGCAGUGAAGAAGGACAGCGAGAAUCCACCUCCGCCAAAAGUUGAAGUUGCGCCGGACAAUGAAUUUGAGAAGCGCAUAAGGCCAGAGGUUAUCCCUGCAAAUGAGAUUGGAGUCACAUUUGCAGACAUUGGUGCAUUGGAUGAUAUUAAAGAAUCACUUCAGGAGUUGGUCAUGCUCCCACUUCGAAGACCAGACCUUUUCAAAGGUGGGCUUCUUAAGCCUUGUAGAGGCAUAUUGCUUUUUGGUCCUCCUGGCACUGGAAAAACAAUGCUGGCAAAAGCCAUUGCAAAUGAAGCGGGAGCAAGUUUUAUCAAUGUCUCGAUGUCCACCAUCACUUCAAAAUGGUUUGGCGAAGAUGAAAAAAAUGUCCGAGCUCUGUUCACACUUGCAGCAAAGGUCUCCCCAACUAUUAUCUUUGUGGAUGAGGUUGACAGCAUGCUUGGGCAGCGGACCAGAGUUGGGGAGCAUGAGGCCAUGAGGAAGAUAAAAAACGAGUUCAUGACACACUGGGAUGGACUGUUGACAAAAACUGGAGAGCGAAUUCUUGUUCUGGCUGCAACCAACAGACCAUUUGACCUUGAUGAAGCAAUCAUCAGGCGGUUUGAGCGCAGAGUCAUGGUUGGUCUUCCCUCCGUCGAGAAUAGGGAAAUGAUCUUGAAAACUCUUCUUUCAAAAGAAAAGGUUGAAAAUCUUGACUUCAAGGAGCUUGCAACCAUGACAGAAGGUUACAGUGGCAGUGAUCUUAAGAACUUGUGUGUGACAGCAGCUUAUCGACCUGUGAGGGAGCUUAUACAACAGGAGAGACAAAAGGAUAUGGAAAAGAAGAAGAGAGAAGCACAAGGCAAGAGCACAGAAGAUGCUUCAGAGACAAAAGAGGAAGAGAAAGAGGACCGAGAAAUUACCCUGAGAGCUUUAAACAUGGAAGAUAUGCGGCAGGCAAAGAAUCAGGUUGCUGCCAGUUUCGCUUCAGAGGGAUCAGUAAUGAGUGAGCUGCAACAUUGGAAUGAUUUGUACGGAGAAGGUGGCUCAAGGAAGAAGCAACAACUCACUUACUUCCUGUAAAACAUUAAUAAUACAUGGGGAGGCAGGCGUCCUAGACAGUGAUCAGCUUCGUUCUUUGAGAAAGAAUGUGAAGAUUUGAGGAAGUUGGAAACUCCACCUGAAACACAAAUGUUUGAUGGCUCGUGACAACGUGACGAUCAAUUAGAAGCAGCUCUAGCUCUGAUCCUCAAAUGAAGAAAACGUUACAACCCAAUGAACGUAUACACCGGUGUACAAUAUACAUAUAUAUUGUAUUUUGUAAGAGUGGGUUUGGCAUCUGUUCACCAAAUGUAAAGGGAGGGUGGGUUCUCGGUAUUUUAUUAAGCCGUCUUGCAAGCAAAAUACCACCAGCUGGGGUUUUAGUCAUGUUCUGUGAACGUGUGGUAUUCGGACAUGCAUGUAGGAUUUCAGAUUGGUGGGGAGGGAACUUGGAGUGAAUUUAAUUUGUUUGAUAUAUAUAUAGAUAUAGCCUGUAGCUUAUGGACAAUAUUCAAAUACAGUCAGAGCAUUUGUACAU
Prunus avium (sweet cherry) is the source of this 3342-nucleotide messenger RNA. Its product is annotated as P-loop containing nucleoside triphosphate hydrolases superfamily protein. The record is from RefSeq and is a predicted model, not a curated record. Gene Ontology annotation, molecular function: ATP binding; ATP hydrolysis activity. Gene Ontology annotation, cellular component: mitochondrial outer membrane. NCBI's taxonomy places the organism in Eukaryota, Viridiplantae, Streptophyta, Magnoliopsida, Rosales, Rosaceae.